Exophiala bonariae is the source of this 1785-nucleotide messenger RNA. RefSeq lists its product as uncharacterized. Gene Ontology annotation, molecular function: N,N-dimethylaniline monooxygenase activity; NADP binding; flavin adenine dinucleotide binding. Lineage: Eukaryota; Fungi; Ascomycota; Eurotiomycetes; Chaetothyriales; Herpotrichiellaceae. The record is from RefSeq and is a predicted model, not a curated record. The transcript is spliced from 3 exons. Bases 1 to 1785 code for a protein of 594 amino acids.
AUGGCAGACUUUGUCCUUCCUCAAUUACACCGGCGAGCGCACUGGGGUGGCGCGGAUGAUGUGAGAAGGCGCCGAGGCGCUCCGAUUCAUUCAGAGCGCCAUGUCAAGAUAAUUUGUAUUGGUGCUGGCGCAUCUGGCCUACUGUUUGCAUACAAGCUACAAAGGAGCUUCCGAAACUUUGACCUUACGGUAUAUGAGAAGAACGAAGAAGUUGCUGGGACGUGGUGGGAGAAUAACCCUGGAUGCGCGUGCGAUGUACCAGCUCACAACUAUACCUGGUCUUUCGAGCCCAAGCUAGACUGGUCUGCCGUCUAUGCUGGAAGUGGCGAGAUCUUCAAUUACUUCCACCACUUCGCGAAGAAGUACAGUCUUCGAAAGUACUGCAAAACACAUCACCAAGUCAUCGGUGCAACUUGGAACAAUACUAGAGGAGGGUACGAUGUAGUAGUCCAACAUACGGCCACUAGAGAAACGUUCUCUGACUAUUGCGAUAUUCUCAUCAAUGCAGGGGGGAUCUUAAACGCUUGGAGAUGGCCUGCGAUUCCUGGUCUAGACAAGUACAAGGGGACACUGGUUCACACUGCUAACUGGGAUGGCAAUGUCGACCUGACUGGAAAGCAUGUUGGUUUGAUUGGUAAUGGCUCCUCUGGCAUUCAAGUUCUACCUACAAUCCAGCCACAUGUUCAAAAAGUCACCACCUUCAUCCGCGAGCCUACAUAUGUCUCACCUGUGCAAGGACUCGAGCAGCAUGUAUUCACUCCUCAGGAGCUCCAUGACUUCGCCAACAGGCCCGGCUCACUCCUUCAGUACCGAAAGCAAGUAGAGACCGGUUUGAACGGUCAAUUCAGCCUCUUUUUGAAAGGGAGUAGCACUCAAGAUGACACAAGAGCCUAUAUGAUCGGCCAAAUGAAGCAGAAACUUAACAACAAGCUCCUUGAGGAUAAGUUGAUCCCUAGUUGGUCCUUGGGCUGCAGGCGACUCACUCCUGGUGUUGGAUACUUGGAGUCACUGACGAAGGAGAACGUCGAAGUCGUGUAUGGCGGUAUAAAGGAGAUCACAGAGAAGGGCUGUUUGUGUGAGAAUGAUCAGGAGUAUCCAGUUGACGUCUUAAUCUGCGCAACUGGAUUUGAUACCACGUUCAAACCAAGAUUCCCCCUCAUUGGACCAAGUGGCAGCAACUUACAAGACGAAUGGGUGAAUGAGCCAAAGUCUUACUUCGGUCUUGCUGCAGCCGACUUUCCCAAUUAUCUGAUCUUCCUUGGCCCGAACUGUCCCAUCGGCAACGGACCAGUCCUUUCCGCGAUCGAAGUCCAAGCAGACUGGAUGCUCGCGGUCAUAGACCGAUACCAAACGUCGAAUAUCCACAGUAUCGCUCCCAAGCGAGAGGCAGUCGACGACUUUGUCGCCUGGAAGGACGAGUUCAUGAAGAGCACGGUUUGGGCCGACCCGUGCAGAAGCUGGUACAAGGCAAACCAAGCAGAUGCACCUGUGACAGCACUGUGGCCUGGAUCGACGCUACACUACAUCGAGGCUCUAACAGAAGUCAGGUGGGAUGAUCUCGAGGUCAAGUACAACAGCAACAGAUUUACCUGGCUUGGCAAUGGGUUCUCGCAGUGUGAGUCCGAUCCGACAGCAGACUGGGCGUAUUAUAUAAGAGAAUAUGAUGAUCAGGAAUAUCAGUCGAGAGGUAGGAGGAGGGAGAUUUUGACCCGGUCGGGGACAAUUACGGAGAGAGCUGGCGCUGUCAACUUCACAGGGAACACCGAGUUGCAUGCCAACUUAUAG